ACUCACCUGUGAGGUCGACUAGCAAGGGUGAUGAAGAGGUGGAGGCUCCAGGCAAACGUUCUUCUUUGGCAUGUUUGUACCAGCAAUGAGGCCGCUGGCAGCGCCCGGUGAAAGGGCAGGUGAGCCGGACAAAACGACCGGACGACGGGAACAUCGCUCUUUGAACCCUCGCCGGGGUUUGGACCGACGACGAGCGGGUCUGACCGAACCAGGACGCGUCCUCGACCCCACUUUUAUAGCCUUCGGGGCGACCCUUACGAGCUGUUGAAAGAAAUAUAUAUUUACAAUAAUCUCGUGGUCAAUAAUAAUAUUUACAAACAUUUAACAAACUAAAACAAACUUUAAAACUGGUCCACCAGAAUUUCAUCUAAUGACUUGAAAUUACCCUGCAGUAAGUCCUCCUGGUCGGCAGGUGGCACUGCAUUUGUAUGCGCCAUUGUCUUCAGUUACUUCCCCCUGCGACAGCGAGCAUAACAUCGAUAUUAGUUUACAUUUCUUACACUCAUGUUUACACCAACAUAACUCACGUUUUGUCACGCUUACAAUGGAAAGCAGCGAAGAUGAGGCGCAAGAGGAUGAAACCGAAUGGGAGCAAGAUAUGAAGGGGUCGCCAUUCGCUGUCUCAGGCUCUAACUUCCUGAAGACGCCGACACACAAAGUCAUUUUGCAUUUUGACCUGGAUUGCUUCUAUGCUCAGGUGGAAAUGCUCAGAAACCCGGCAUUGAGAGACGUCCCUUUAGGCAUUCAGCAGAAGUACAUCAUCGUGACCUGUAACUACGUGGCAAGGCAGCAGGGCGUCACCAAGCUGAUGUCGGUCACUGAUGCCAAGGAGAAGUGUCCUCGGCUGGUGCUGGUGAAGGGCGAAGACCUGACUCACUACAGAGAAAUGUCCUACCAAGUCACCGACCUGCUGCUGUCCUUCUGUCCGUCAGUGGAGAGGCUUGGCUUCGACGAGAACUACGUGGACGUCACGGAGAUGAUUGAGAAAAGGCGGGCGCACACGCCACAGUCCAGCUUCUCAUUCAAAGGCCACGUGUACAACAUCGCAGGUGAUGCUGCGGAUGCUAAAGCUAACAGUCAUGCAGAGUUGGCUUUGGGGUCGCACAUCGCCGCCGAGCUGAGAGAAGCCAUCCACAGCCGACUGGGCCUAACUGGCUGCGCCGGCAUCGCCGCCAACAAGCUGCUGGCCAAACUGGUGUCGGGCGCCUUCAAACCCAACCAGCAAACCACAUUGUUGCCGGAGAACGUUGGUGACAUCAUGGGCGCUCUCAGCGGUCCCCGUGCAAUACCAGGGGUCGGUCACCAAACCGCCAAGAGGCUUCACGCCCUGGGAUUGGUCAGCGUCCGAGACCUGCAGCUCUUCCCGCUGACUGAUCUGGUGAGAGAAUUCGGAGCUCCGAGUGCGACACGUCUGAAGAAUCUAUCGCUUGGCGUUGACAAUUCUCCGGUCACCCCAUCUGGAGCCCCUCAGUCCCUCAGCGACGAAGACUCCUUCAAGAAAAUGUCAACCGCCAAAGAAGUGAUGGAGAAGAUGAAGCAGCUCCUGAGCAGCCUGGUGGAGAGGAUGCGUAAAGACGGCAGGCAGCCUCAAACCCUCCGGCUCACCGUCCGUAAAUACUCGGCGACCAACAAGUGGCACAGCCGGGAGAGCCGCCAGUGUCCCAUCCCCCACCACAUUGGCCGGACGAUCACCUCAGCCGGCAGUGAUGACACCGUGUUACAGCUGGUCUCCUUGGCCAUGAAGCUCUUCUCCAAAAUAUUGGACAUCAACACGGCCUUCCACCUGACCCUCAUCAACGUGUGCUUCAGCAACCUGCAGGCCAAAGGGCCUUCUGCCGGCGGGCGGAGCUCCAUCAAAUCCUUCUUCGCGCACGGCUCCUCACCCAAACCAUUCUUCUCGUCUCCUCAAAGACAGGCCGUACCUCUUGUUCCCCGAAAGGACAAGUCCUCCCCGUGCGGUGCAGAAAAUGGCUUCAUCACAUCCAGCGUGACGACUCCAGAGAAGACCACAAAAAGCCCGCCGAGCUGUGACGCAGCAACACUCGGGGCUGAAAUCGAACAGAGAGCUUCUGUCCCGGCGGACGCGUCCCAAGACGUGACGUCACCCAGCAGCACCACAUGUCGGCACCAGGGUGAUGCCGCUUUCACCGUGACACAUGGAUUGCCCCCAAACGUCGACGCAGAAGUGUUCCGCGUCCUCCCUGUGGAGAUCCAGAAUGAGCUUUUAAUGGAGCGCACCUCUGAGCAGUGUCACCUUCCUUCCAACCCCACCCUAACUUCACCCCAAACCUCCGGAAAUACAAACAAUACAGAGCAGGGUGUUGUCUAUGACUUGGAUCCGUCGGAGGGAGGUGCCACGCCGCAUCAACGACAGCCUGCGGGCAAGAGCGCGAUUCCAGGAGAAACCACCUUGGAAGAAAAGAGGCUGUCAUCUGACUGCCAGCUGCCACUAAAUGUGGACCCAAAAGUCUUCUCCCAGCUGCCAGCUGACCUUCAGGCCGAGCUGAUGACUGAAUGGAAGCAGCAGAAGCCGCUUCUGAAGGUCAAGAAAGCUGCCAGAGCUAAAGGGAAGAAAGAAGAAAAGACAAAGUUCUGCAUGCUUGCCCCUGCAAGCUCCUCCCAGCAUCACAUGUGCGCAGAAGGCUGAGGAAUAUUCUGUGGAAUGAGCGGGACGAGCGAGGGGGUCAUCUGGAUGAAUGUUGGAGCUCCGACUCGCUGGUUGAUCCCUCGCCAUGGCCGACUGGGACUACGACUACCUGAUCAAGCUGCUGGCCCUGGGGGACUCGGGCGUGGGAAAGACCACAUUCCUGUACAG
Nerophis lumbriciformis (worm pipefish) is the source of this 2815-nucleotide messenger RNA. RefSeq names its product polymerase (DNA directed) iota (gene poli). The record is from RefSeq and is a predicted model, not a curated record. NCBI's taxonomy places the organism in Eukaryota, Metazoa, Chordata, Actinopteri, Syngnathiformes, Syngnathidae. Gene Ontology annotation, molecular function: damaged DNA binding; DNA-directed DNA polymerase activity. Gene Ontology annotation, biological process: translesion synthesis.